Molecule: messenger RNA, 1980 nt
Organism: Grammomys surdaster
Lineage: Eukaryota; Metazoa; Chordata; Mammalia; Rodentia; Muridae
Gene: Rhof
Product: ras homolog family member F, filopodia associated
Exons: 5
Coding region: 26-661 (211 amino acids)
Biological process (GO): cell migration; small GTPase-mediated signal transduction
Molecular function (GO): GTPase activity; GTP binding
Source: RefSeq, a predicted model, not a curated record
CAUCCAGCGCUGCGGGCUCCGGGCUAUGGACGCCCCGGGUGCUCCGGCCCCAGCCGCCGCCCCCAGCUCGGCGAGGAAGGAGCUGAAGAUAGUGAUCGUAGGUGACGGCGGCUGCGGCAAGACGUCCCUGCUAAUGGUGUACUGCCAAGGCUCAUUUCCCGAGCACUAUGCCCCGUCGGUGUUUGAGAAGUACACGGCUAGUGUGACAGUGGGCAACAAGGAGGUGACCCUGAACCUCUACGACACGGCUGGGCAGGAAGACUAUGAUCGGCUGCGGCCCCUGUCCUACCAGAACACACACCUCGUUCUCAUCUGUUACGAUGUCAUGAACCCCACCAGUUACGACAACGUCCUCAUCAAGUGGUUCCCUGAAGUCACACAUUUCUGCCGAGGGAUCCCCACGGUGCUGAUCGGCUGCAAGACAGACCUGAGGAAGGACAAGGAGCAGUUGAGGAAGCUCCGGGCAGCCCAGCUGGAACCCAUUACCUACACACAGGGCCUGAGUGCCUGUGAACAGAUGCGAGGCGCACUCUAUCUGGAAUGUUCUGCCAAGUUUCGGGAGAACGUGGAAGACGUCUUCAGGGAAGCCACCAAGGUGGCCCUCAGCGCCCUGAAGAAAGCACAGAGGCAGAAAAAACACAGGAUCUGUCUGCUGCUGUGACCCAGGAGGCAGAGAGCCUGAGUGGAACUGUCACGGCCGGGGACCCAGGCCCAGCCUCCAUCACAUCUCUGCGGUGUCUGGCAUCUGGGGCUAGACUCUCAGAACAUUCUGGAACGGCCCCCUUUGGGUUCAGGCUGUAGUUCACUAGUGAAUGAGGGUGCCAGACCCACCAAUGUUCCUCUACCCCAGAACUGGCACUUGUCCCAGGCCACAGGAGGGCCCUUGUCACAGCUCCUCUUUGCCCCAAGCCAUGCGUGUCUCUCCCUUUCCAAACCCAAUUCAUGCCUGAAAUGCAGAACGGCACCGGGAAUUGUGGGUAAACACGGAUAUGCAACACUGUUCACGAGCGUCCCAAGCCCACUGUUUCUGUCACGGUCUCCCUGAGCUACUGAGAUAGGCUCGGCUACAUCCUCCAGCCCCUUCCUGCUUCCCCUCAGGAACCUGGGGACCACAGCCUAUCAGGAGAACACAGGCAUCAAGCCGGACAUGGAGCUGGCACCAGCCUCUCCCUCCCUAUCUAUGGCACUGAGGACUUCUGUCUCAGGCUUGGUCACAGCCUGAGAUGCAUGUUCAGAGGGAGAAGAAACAAUCUCUCAAAAUGUCAAAAUAUACUCAGGCCAGCCAGGCUACCCACCUGAUCCAGGUCUGACCUCCAAACCCCCAGCCAACUCUCACUGGAAACUCCAAUGCUUAUACCACCUUUAGGAGCCUCAGGCAAAUGGGCUCUCUCCCUAGACUAUGGCCCACCUGUAAGUGGCCAGGAUUUGGUCAUUUAGAUAGUCAAGCUUCUUGCCACCCAACUCAGUUUCUGCUUCUACCGGAUGUGGAGCUCAGGAGUGGACUAUCUCUGCCUCAUUCCAGAACUAACAUGGCCACCCCUGCCCACGCUGGAGAGUUUCUCAGAACUAGCCUGCUGACCACCAGUGUCUCCAACAGCAAAAUUCUUAAGUCCCAACGCUCCUUCCGGAAGGUCUAGAGUCUGCCUUUCAGAACUGUUCAAGCCCAAUAUACCAGGUAGGUUUAGUGCCGCCAAAAUGAAGGCAUCGUCUGAGAAGAAACCAUGGCCUUGGCUGGCCCAUCUGCCACAGCACUACUUGACUUGGCCCCCCAGAGUCAGAUUGCCAAGGAAAGAGACUUCUGGUCCCCUUUCCCAAAUGCCCCAAUGCCCUGCAGAGCCAACCAAGGACCUCUUGUUCUCUCAGAAUCCAGGGCCUUGUGGACAGAUUGUGGUAUACAGCAACGGUCAGCAAACCACAACCUAUGGGUCACAUGUGGCCACUGCCUGUUUUUGUAAAUAAAGUUUUAUUGAACAGCCACAA